UUUAAAUAUUGAAUUACCACCUUGAAUCAAUCUGGAUAGCUAUUCAAGACUUUUCAAAGUUAACUUAUCUAACAUCAAUUUUGAUCAAUCUGUUUUCUCGGUUGUAUUGGUUUAGUUUAAUUUUAACUUGAAUCAAGACUCGGAUCAUUUGCACAUUUAAUUAUUGAGUUUUAAAAUUUCAUUAAGCCAAUCAAAAAUGAUUAACAGUGAAAUUUUGAUGAUAAUUUUAUUUCUAAAUUAUGUAUCAUCGACAGACAUCGAUAACCAAACAGAGUUCCAAGAAAGAAUUGUUUGGGGCCAAUAUGUUUACACAGCAGGUGCAUAUCCUUACUAUAUGUCACUUCUAUUACCAGAUCGCGAAGAUCAGAAUAAAUAUAUUGCCAACUGUGGUGGGUCGUUGGUAGAAAGCAGAAUGGUGGUAACAGCAGCUCAUUGCCUCAUGAAUCCCUCAGCUAACAAGUUAUAUCGAAUUUUUCCCAACUAUCGAAACACUCCAUUCAUUGAAAAAAAUGAUCUGUUCUUCAAAAUUUCAAGGUAUGUGGUGCAUCCAGAUUUCGAUUUCAAAGUACAGCCAUUUAGUGCACAUGACAUCGCUGUUAUACUGAUGGACCAACCUUAUCCUGGUGUAACUCUUACGAUACCCGCCAAAUCACCUGCCAUUUGUACAGAGACCAAGUUGAUGGGCUUUGGUAUAGAUGAAUACAGUGGGGAUCCAGAUAGAAUGAAAGAGGCGACUGUAUUAACACUCACAGAUAGAGAGUGCUCAAUGUUAUUGUCAAAGUAUGAGUACUCUCCGGGAAACAAUUUUUGUACGAUUAAUAUUCAAGGCUCAGCUGGAUGUGUUGGUGACUCAGGUGGUCCUUUAGUUUGGGAAAAUCCAAAAAAUAAUAAAACCUAUCUUUUUGGAGUUGUAAGUGCCGGACGUGGUCAUCCCUGUCAUCGGAAUCCCGAAACUAUCUUUGUUGAUGUUUCCAAGCAUAAGGAUUUCCUUUCGUCAGCUAUCUAUCAAUUAAAGCGCGAUGAAUUGAGAUCUGAUCAAAUUGAAUAUAUUUAACCUUCAAUGGAUACGAAAUUAUUCAAAUGUAACCAAUGAAAUAACCAAAUUGGAUUGAUUUAUUUUAUCAAUUGAACAUUGAAAUUCCGAUGACUUUGGUGAUUGAAUAAUCAGUUGAUUUUAUUUAAUUUUCCGUGAUUUUUGUUUGUAAAAUAUACAGAAUUAAAAGUAAUAAUAGAUGAAUAACGCGAUUUGUUAUCGAU
Tetranychus urticae (two-spotted spider mite) is the source of this 1257-nucleotide messenger RNA. NCBI's taxonomy places the organism in Eukaryota, Metazoa, Arthropoda, Arachnida, Trombidiformes, Tetranychidae. The record is from RefSeq and is a predicted model, not a curated record.